Molecule: messenger RNA, 1404 nt
Organism: Emys orbicularis (European pond turtle)
Lineage: Eukaryota; Metazoa; Chordata; Testudines; Emydidae
Gene: RAD51D
Product: RAD51 paralog D
Exons: 10
Coding region: 1-990 (329 amino acids)
Biological process (GO): DNA strand invasion; double-strand break repair via homologous recombination; reciprocal meiotic recombination
Cellular component (GO): replication fork; Rad51B-Rad51C-Rad51D-XRCC2 complex; centrosome
Molecular function (GO): single-stranded DNA binding; ATP-dependent DNA damage sensor activity; four-way junction DNA binding
Source: RefSeq, a predicted model, not a curated record
AUGGUGAUACUCCGAGCAGGCCUCUGCCCCGGCCUCACGGCAGAGAUGAUCCAGCUUCUGAAAGCCAACAGCAUCGCUACAGUGGUGGACCUUGUCUCCUCGGACCUGGAGGAAGUUGCCCGGAAGUGCUGCCUGUCCUACAAGGCCCUGGUCGCCGUGAGACGUGUGUUGCUGGCACAGUUUUCAGCCUUUCCUGUCAACGGGGCAGAUCUCUACGAGGAACUCAAGAGCUCCACAGCCAUCCUGUCUACAGGGAGCAAGAGCUUGGAUAAGCUGCUGGACUCUGGCCUCUACACUGGGGAAGUGACCGAGCUCACAGGAGCGCCCAGCAGCGGCAAGACACAGGUGUGCCUCAGCAUAGCCGUGAGCAUGUCCCACGACCUCAAGCAGAACGUCCUCUACGUCGACUCCACGGGCGGGUUCACGGCCUCUCGCCUGCUCCAGCUGGCUCAGACCAGGACAGGGGAUGAAGAGGAGCAGGUGGAGGCUCUGCAGAGGAUUCAGGUGGCCCGGGUGUUCGAUGUCUAUAAAAUGCUGGAUGUGUUACAGGAGCUCCGGUGCAGCGUGUCCCAGCAGGUCCUGAGCUCCUCGGGGCCGGUGAAGGUGCUGGUGGUUGACUCCGUCUCAGCAGUGAUUUGCCCGCUCCUCGGAGGCAGGCAGGCGGAGGGCUUGGCCCUCAUGAUGCAGCUGGCCAGGGAACUGAAGACCCUCGCCAGAGAACUGAGCAUGGCUGUGGUGGUGACUAACCACGUGACCAGAGAUGGCAGCAGUGGUCACCUGAAACCAGCCCUAGGUCGCUCCUGGAGUUUUGUGCCCAGCACCCGGGUGCUGUUAGAGAGCAGAGAAGGCACUUGGGGACAAGCUAGCACCCGUCGCAUUGCUUCCUUAACAAAAUCGCCCCGGCAGCCAACUGGGAUUGAGGUGGAGCUGGACAUCGGAAGCUGUGGGGUAUUGGAAGAGAGCCCAGCUGCAUCCGGAGAGGGACGCUGAUGGAGGGUGAAAAGUGAACAGCAGAUUACAAGGGCCUUUACUGUGGACACCUUUGCAGCUAAUAUUACUGAAGACUGCAGAACCAGACCACGUUAGCCAAGCCAUCUUGGUGGCCAGGAGAGAUGCUUGGAGUCCCAGAAGAAAGGACUGUAGAAACAGGUCUGUUUCCUGUUGUCUUUGCCAAUUAAGGAACUCCCUCAUCCUGGACAAGGGAGGUUUGGGGUUCCAAGGAGAUCUCAGAGGAAUGCGUUUGAGUCAGACAAGCACUGCGUGUGGCUGUAGCACUUUUCUGGAGUGCAUUAAAACCACAAGCCCUUUCCUGGGGGUUCUGUGGAUUAUCAGGGGAACCUUUGUCUCAGGGUGUCAUGGGAUCAGCGGGAAUUUUGCUGAAUUAUUUGAUGAAUAAACACCAGA